GGCUAGCUCACCACGGGCUAGUUGUCGUUAGCUCGGCGAGGGAGAGUGAGGAGGGGACUGAACACUAUUCGGGCCAGGCCGCCCCCAGCUUGAGGGAAUGUGAACCAGAGGUGCGCAGGGGGGGUUGCUCGCUUCGUCCCAGACGUCCUUACACCAAACAACCGGGAUGGGACAGCAGGUAGGCCGUGUUGGUGAGAGCACAUCGACCGGACUCCAGCCACCACAGCCCCACGCGUCCCAACCGCACCAAGGGAAGGGGAACCGGGCGAGCGGCGCCGGGAGGAGACCCCGAGAACCCGCCGCUAGCACCGGGACACCACCGGGAAGGGUCGCUGCAGUCAACGUGCCCGACCCGGGGAUCAAUAUAUUCGUGCAGCAUUCAGAAGCUCUCCACAGGCCAUUCGGCCUGGACUCGGCUGCGCUGACAGAGGCGGUGCGCUGGAGCUCCAAAGAAAACCUCCUGGGGGCGGCUGAGAGCGACCCGAACCUCUUUGUUGCACUUUAUGACUUUGUCGCCAGCGGAGACAACACACUCAGCAUCACUAAAGGUGAGAAGCUGCGUGUUCUGGGAUACAACCAGAAUGGAGAAUGGAGUGAAGUGCGCUCUAAAAACGGCCAGGGCUGGGUGCCAUCCAACUACAUCACACCAGUCAACAGUCUGGAGAAACACAGCUGGUACCAUGGGCCUGUGUCACGCAGCGCAGCAGAGUACCUGCUUUCCUCCCUCAUCAACGGCAGUUUCCUUGUCCGGGAAAGCGAGAGCAGCCCUGGGCAGCUGUCAAUUUCUCUCCGCUACGAGGGGAGAGUCUACCACUAUCGGAUCAACACGGCCUCGGAUGGGAAGGUGUAUGUGACGUCUGAGAGCCGCUUCGCCACCCUCGCCGAGCUUGUCCACCACCACUCCACUGUAGCUGAUGGCCUGGUCACCACCUUGCACUACCCAGCACCCAAAUGUAACAAGCCCACAGUGUACGGCGUGUCACCCAUCCAUGACAAGUGGGAGAUGGAGCGCACAGACAUCACCAUGAAGCACAAGCUCGGAGGUGGCCAGUAUGGGGAGGUGUAUGUGGGAGUUUGGAAAAAGUAUAACCUUACAGUGGCUGUGAAAACACUCAAGGAGGACACCAUGGAAGUUGAAGAGUUUUUGAAAGAGGCGGCAGUUAUGAAGGAGGUGAAACACCCAAACCUCGUUCAGUUACUAGGUGUGUGUACGCUGGAGCCUCCUUUCUACAUCGUGACAGAGUACAUGCCUCAUGGCAACCUGCUGGACUACUUACGAGAUUGUGACAAGGAGGAGGUGAAUGCUGUGGUGCUGCUGUACAUGGCCACACAGAUCUCCUCUGCUAUGGAAUACCUGGAGAAGAAGAACUUCAUACACAGGGAUCUUGCGGCGAGGAACUGCCUGGUCGGGGAGAAUCAUGUCGUUAAGGUUGCAGAUUUUGGUCUGAGCAGGUUAAUGACUGGUGACACUUACACUGCGCAUGCUGGGGCAAAGUUCCCCAUCAAAUGGACUGCACCAGAGAGCCUUGCAUAUAACACCUUCUCCAUUAAGUCUGAUGUCUGGGCAUUUGGGGUUCUGCUCUGGGAAAUUGCCACCUACGGCAUGUCUCCCUACCCUGGUAUCGAUCUGUCUCAGGUGUAUGACCUCCUGGAGAAAGGUUACCGCAUGGAACAGCCUGAGGGAUGCCCACCCAAAGUCUACGAACUCAUGAGAGCAUGCUGGCAGUGGAGUCCAUUGGACCGGCCUUCAUUUGCAGAGAUACACCAAGCCUUUGAAACUAUGUUUCAUGACUCCAGCAUCUCUGAAGAGGUUGCAGAGGAGCUGUGUAAGACGGCCUCCUCUGGUCAAUGUGGACCUCUUCACUCUUUCAGUCACGACAUGCCCCUGUUGCCUUCCAAAUCUCGCACACUGCACAAGCACACAGAAAACAAGGAAAACAUCGAGGGUGGACUUGAUGGACGGUCCGACCACAGCACGCACGGUCAUGCAGGCUGGGCUUCUACGUUGUUAGGUGGGGAGGGUCGAUCAGGCAGCUCCCCGGCUCUGCCCAGGAAACAGCAGCCACGAGACAAGUCCCCCGCCAGCCUUUUAGAAGAUACACAGGAUAUGGGCACGUUUACACGAGACCGCAAGACUGGCUUCUUUAGCUCCUUCAUAAAGAAGAAGUCUUCCUCCUCUUCUUCCUCCUCCCAGUCCUCUCAGCUCCAACACAAUCUCCCAACGCCACCAAAAAGGAGCAGUUCUUUCCGGGAGAUGGAAACACAGCCUCAUAAAAAAUAUGAGCCUACCGCCGAUUUCAGCGCUCCCCCUCCCCUGCCCCAGUCGGACGGUCUUGGCGGCUUCUCCGCUUCUCCCUCUCACUCCCACGGGGAACCCACCCAGAGUCAGUCACGCUGUUGUGGGGCUGCCUUUGGGCAGAAACCCUCAGGUGGGGGGCUCGGCUCUCAGGUGUCCAGCGGCAGCAGUUGGAGUGGGUUGGCGGGUUUUUUCACUCCUAGACUUAUCAAAAAGACGCUGGGGCUACGGACAGGGAAGACAGCCUCUUCAGAGGAGGGUGGAAGUAUAGCUGGAGGGUCUAAACCCUUCCCUCGGUCUAAUUCUACCUCCUCUAUGUCAGCUGGGCUACCAGACCUGGAGCGCAUGGCUCUGACUUUACCCAGGAACCGCAGUGCAAAACCCCCUCUAGAGAGGACUGCUUCCACAACAUCCCAGCCAGAAAAUGGGGCUGCAAGGCCUUCAGAAACUUUGCUGAGGAGGAUGGAUGAGGGCACUGCACAGAUUAGGGAAAGGCCCAAAGCCAAGCUACUACCCCGGGGCACUGCUGCGGGAGUGAGGGCACCGGGGGUUGGGGGGGAGGUCGGGGAAUCGGACAGUCUGUCUCGGGUCAGGGAGGGCAGAGAGGAGAGUGGGGGAGGUCUGGACCGGCAGCAGAGUUGGCCUUCUCCCUCUAAGACUUCGAGUUCAAGUGCUUCAUCAACAGGUGCACCAACCCACAACCACAAAGUUCCAGUCCUGAUCUCUCCAACGUUGAAGCACAGCCCAGCUGACGUUCACCUUGUCGGACUAGACUCACAGGGGAACCGCUUCAAACUGCUAUCAGAACACCAAGCAGAGCGGGACAGGCCGCGGCUUGUGAAACCCAAAUGCGCUCCUCCUCCCCCUCCCACCCUGCGCAGCCUACAACACUCCUACAGUGGUGACGGGGAGGAGCAGGUAGGAGGAGCACCUGUGGAAGUAAACGGAGACACUUUGAAAGGUCACAGGUCAGGACGGACAUCAGGAGGAGCAACGACAGGAAGACCGUCUGUGCCACCGCCACAAGUGCCUCCCGCCUCUUCCUCCGUCUUUUCCUCGUCGUCCUCCACCAACACAACUCCAACCAAAAUGGCCAACGGAGCCACCAACUCUGCCUCCUCCGUGCACACGCAAGGUUCCAAAGUUGCACUGCGGCGAACCAGGCAGCAAACAGAGCGCGUGCCCCUGGAGCGCGUCAGCCGCGAGGCCCUGCUGGAGUGUGCCGAGUGCCUGAGCAGCGCCCUCCAUGCCAGCUCAGAAAGCCCCGCCACCAGCCAGGUGCUGGAUGCUGGCCACCAGCUGCUCGACUACUGCUCAGGUUAUGUGGACUGCAUCUCUCAGAUGAGGAACAAAUUUGCCUUCCGGGAGGCAGUGGGGAAGCUGGAGCUCAGCCUUCAGGAACUGAGGGCCUCCUCGUCGGGAGGCGGAGGGCUUAACAGCAUGGGGCCCAACACUGUACUAGACAACCUGCACAGUUGUAUUAAAGAGAUUAGUGACGUAGUGCAAAGGUAGCCACUGUGACACCCACUGUCACCUCCAACUAUCAGACGGAUCGCUUUUAUUCCCUUGUUUAUGUUUCUGGUUUUAUGGACUGCUUUUUGGGGGACGAAAUUAGAAGAAUCUCUUGAGUACCUCACACAAAUCACUACAAAAUAUAAUAUUUUUAUUGUUUACAAACAACAGUUUCAUUAAAAGCCAGUGUGGACACUAAUUUUGCUCUGACCUGUACAUAUUGAGAAAUUUGUAUACCAAACUAACUAUGGUUUGAGUCACACCAUGAAAUGUCUGGACCCACAUCUCCACCUGGCCGUGAUAAAGGCCUCUUUGUACAUGAAUGUUGAGUGUAUCAGCUGUUUAUAGCCAGCCCAGAUAGUAGGUACAGUCUGAGCUCAUUCUGCCAAUCAUUCAGUCUGUCACAUACUGAGAGAGAAACAUGAUGACUUAAGCCCAGCAGUGUUUUACAAGUGAGUAAAUUGUCAGUUGGGUUUACUUAGUUUCAAAGUAUUUUGCUGAAUGUCUGGGAACCAUGAGCAAUUUUUAAAGCCAUUUUAAUGUAUGAUUGAUUGGAAACAACAUCACCAUCUGAAUUCAGUAAGAGUUAAGGUUAUAGGGUCUCAAUUGAAUUCUUUUAUUUUUUUACAGAUGUUUUUUUUUUUUUAUAUAUAAUUUUCAUUCAAUCGAUUGCAACUGACAGUAUUUGUAGGUAGAGGGACAACAUUGAAAUCUUGUGUUGCUACAGAUUUAAACCUCAUUUUAUAGAAUACUCUUAGAGAAUAAACGACUCUUUAGACACUGACAUUCCCGUUCCCACAUGUCUACACAAGGUGAGACUGUUAAGAGAGAACUCAAGGGAUCAUUUACAUAAUUGAAAGUUGCUUGCAUUUAACAGGCGUGUAAUUACACUCAACUUAAACAUAGCUUUCAGUAUCAAAAUUGAAAUUAUUUUUUUUUUUUUACUUCCAUGUAGAACUAAUAGGCGAUGAUCCAAUAAGGGCGUUCUUAUCUAAUGUAUAGCAUUCGAAUUUGCUUCAGUGGCACAGCUGAUGUUCACAACUUAACACAGUGCCACAUAAAGUCCCCUUAAGCAUUUCAAUAUUUAUGUCCAGUUGUCCUUGCACACUACAUUUCUACCUUUUAUCAUGGAGCAUAAAAGAGUUAGGGGAGAGGGAGAGCACAGGGUAGCGCAUGAGCAGGUGAACUGGGACAGUAUUUCUAUAAGUGUCCUUCUGAGUAUGGACAGUGCUGGAUUCCCUGUAGCCUUGUCAUGGCCUCAGUGCCUCAAAUACUUCAAUGUAUGAACACUGCGAUAUGCAGAGACCUACUUUACAUGAAUCACACAGUACUGAUCUCUCAACAAACUGCAGUAUGUCUUCAGCACAUGAGCAAUUUGUACAUUAUUUGAUCAAAAAAAUGCGUUUUAGAAUGUCUGUAUGAACUUGAAUUUUAAAUUAUUCCUGUUUUUUUUUUUUUAUUAAAAGCACAGAGAAAAUUUAUGUAAAUAUUUGAUUUAUUUCAUAUCCAGGAAACAAAAGAUUUAUGUGUUGCUUAAAAGAUAAAGAGCAAUGUUUUUGACUGAAGAGAUGUAUUACAAGACUGAGGCUCAUCCACCCAGAUCUGAAUAUCUGCUUUAUGAAUGUAUUAUUCUUCCGUUCUGUAUCCGGUCGAAUGUUCACCUGCAUGACUCUUUAAAAUCUUAAGGUGCCAUUUACUUUGUUUUUAUUUAUUAGAUUUUUUUCUUUUGGCCCGUGCUUCUAAUUCUUGUCACUUACCUGAUUAAGUCCAGAAACAGAUGCUCUGUUUUUUUGAGCACAAGCAAAACUGUGUACAAAGACACAAAGCACAGGUAUGUUUUAUUUUCUGUACUUCACAUCUUAAUGUACACUGGAUAAGGCCUCAGACACAUCACUUCAUUGACACAUGUACUAACACACAAUGUAAUCUGUAAACACUGCAGGUCCAUAACACUUUCAAAAGGCUUGUUGAUGACACUUGAUUGAUUGACAAGUAAAAGUUUUGUCUACUUGUUUUCUGGUGAACUUUAUGUAACGAUUUCACGUAAUCGUGUGUCAGUAUAAAUGUCCAUGUUCUUGCCAAACAGCGUCGUUUGAGACACACUUAAGAUACAUUUCUAUUCACUGUGAGUUUCAAAUUACACCGACUUCAAAAAUGCCAUCAUGCUUUAUAGUGUUUAUUGGUGCCUUUUUGUGAACAAAUAAUUUAUGUGCAAAACACUUUUGCUGCAAAAUUUCACAGGUAUUACAAAGUCCAUCAUGACAACCUUAAUGUGUUUUCUUUCCUUUGUCAUAAGAUUGUAAUAAGGCGCUCACUGCACCACGCAUUUAUGACAGUUGGAGGUUAAUGGUCAGAUUCAAACUUAAAACACAAAGGUGGUGCACUUUCACAAUUAGCAUUGUUUUAUUUGAUAUACAAAGGCCAUACAUAAGAGGCCAAUAAAACACCUAAAAAUGGUUCUUCCAACACAUAAGAGUCCACUGCACUAGUCCAGCUGCAGUUUUGCCUUUUUAUCUGACCACACAUGAACUUUAUUUAAAAAAAAAAAAAAAAAAAAAAAGGAUAAUAAAUGCCCAGCACCAGUCUGGCCACAUUGCCUGUUAGGUUUCUGUUGAUUAGACGUGCAUAUCUCUGCAGCAGGAUCUCCAAAAAGCCUUAUCAAAGAGUUAAGAGGAAGUGUCAUACUACAGAAUUGAACACAUUUCCAGUCUGGGCCUUUUUUUUUUUUUGUUCCAAAAUAUAAACAUGAUCAUUUUCUAUGAAUGAGUUGGUAGCAAUGUUGUUUUUUCCCCCAUAAAUCUAGUGUCUAAAGUACUAGUGUUCAAUAUUUAAACAGACCACAAAACUCUACUCAUUCUCAGUAUCAGUUAUCUGCAUCGUCUGUCUUUCUGUUGUGUGCAUUCAUCCUGCAUAUCUUUCUUUCCCUCCUGUCUCCCUGUUUUGGAGAACAGCUCUGGAUAAACGUGUGUACACAUCGUUAUACCAAAGGCCACUUCUUCAGUUGUACGAGUGCAAUGUAAACCAACACAUACAGAAAUGGAAUAUGUGAAUCUAAACAGGGAUGAAACAUGGCAGAGAUGUUAACAUUAACUUUUUUUUUAUUGUACAAAGAACAUAUAUUUUGUGUUUUUUUGUUUUGUUUUUCUAUUUAAAGUUCACGUUAUAUUACUGUGAAGUUUUGCUUAUCAGUGUUAAGCCUAUUGUAAAUAAUAAAGAUAUUGAUGAGUA
This is a messenger RNA of Labrus mixtus (cuckoo wrasse), 7036 nucleotides long. It is a transcript of the gene abl2, whose product is annotated as c-abl oncogene 2, non-receptor tyrosine kinase. Gene Ontology annotation, molecular function: protein binding; non-membrane spanning protein tyrosine kinase activity; ATP binding. The coding region runs from base 167 to 3808 and encodes 1213 amino acids. Gene Ontology annotation, biological process: protein phosphorylation; regulation of apoptotic process. Lineage: Eukaryota; Metazoa; Chordata; Actinopteri; Labriformes; Labridae. The transcript has 11 exons. The record is from RefSeq and is a predicted model, not a curated record.